UCAAGAUUGCCGUCGAUCGAGAAUAAAGAAUGUCAGAGCGUGAAGAAACUCAGACGAUCGUUCCGUUUCGAAGAAGGAUCCGGCAAUACGCCGGCUCUGCCGCAGCCUGCAUGGGUGGAUUCUCGUUGGGAUGCGGUCUAGGUUGGAGCGCGCCGUGCAUCGAAAUCCUGAGGAGCGACGAGUACGACAUCGACGUCUUCAUGACGGACGUGAUCGCGGCGAUUUUUCCGAUGGGCGCGGCCAUCGGCACGCUCGUCGUGCCCGUGCUGAUCGACAGAAUCGGCCGGAAAUGGACGAUGAUGACACUGACGCCGUUUUUCGUCGGCGGCUGGAUUCUAUUAAUCUGCGCGGGCUCGCGAGUUUCGCUCUUCGUCUUCGGCAGGUUCGUAACCGGCGCCUGCGGCGGCAUGUUCUGCGUCCUGGCGCCCAUGUAUUCCGCGGAGAUCUCCGAGAAACAGAUCAGAGGGACGACCGGUGUUUUCUUCCAGUUGUUGUUGCUGGUCGGUAUACUGUACGUGUACUGCGCCGGUUUCACACGGGACGUGAUUGCGAUAUCCGGCCUCUGCGCGGUCGCACCGGUCGUAUUCGGCGUGAUGAUGAUCUUCGUGCCCGAAAGCCCGUUGUUCUACUUCGCGAAAGAUAAGGAAGAAGCCGCGCGAAAGUCCAUGCGAUUCUUUCGCGGCCUGGAUUUCGACGUCGAGCCCGAGAUCGAGGCGUUCAAGGAACAAGUGAGAAGAAGCAGACUUCAGAGAUUGAACAUAUCGGCCUUCGUGAACAAGCCUAUGUUGAAGACACUGGCUGUUGCCUACGUUCUGAUGUUCGCCCAGCAAUUCAGCGGCAUCAACGCGAUAAUAUUUUACGGCGUGACGAUUCUCGAGGCAACGGGAGUCGGCAUGGAGUCGCUGAUCGAACUGGUCAUCUUUGCGGUUGUCCAGUUGGUAGCUUGCGUGGCGUCCGCGCUUCUGAUCGACAAGCUGGGACGCAAACUGCUUAUGGCGGUGUCCGAGGCGAUGAUGUGCGUGUGCUUGUUGGCCUUGGCGGUCUUUUUCGUUGUAAAGAGCUAUCAGCCGGAGAAGGCGGAGCAAAUGUAUUGGUUGCCACUUACGUCGGUGUGCUUUUACAUACUCUUCUUCAACCUCGGAGCUGGUCCGAUCCCCUGGGCUUACAUGGGCGAGAUUUUUCCAAUACGCUUGAAAGGCGCGGCAUCGUCGAGCGCGGCUUGCUUCAAUUGGUUACUCGCGUUUACAGUUACGAUAUCCUUCCCGAGCGCCGUCGCCACGUUCGGCAUCGCCACGGUGUUUCUCUUCUUCGCUCUGAUAUGUUUUCUCAACGUGUUCUUCGUCAUAUUUUUCAUGAUCGAGACCAAAGGCAAGACUUUCAAAGAAAUUUACGAAGAGUUUGGGACGCAUGUGUUCGAUCAUGAAUCUUCCCGCGUGGAAUAAAUCAUAAGACAAGAAUUCUAUGGAGCACAACGUGAUGAAUCUCCAUUGAAGAAGAAGUCUGAAUAAAGAAGAUGAAUAUAUCGUACAAUUGAUCGCACAAUUUUGAUGUCAACCGCUGACAAUUUCAACGAUGUCAAUUACGAUGACGCACAACGUCAUCGUGAAGAAUCUCAAAGGUGUAUUCAAGCGCCAUGAAAAUGAAACGUGCCUCGUUUUCUUUACGUUGACGCUUUGUAAUAAUAUUUUGAUUACGCGCGCGACAUUUGUGCGUACAAGAUACUACAGUCGAGACGAAAUGAAUAGGGAAAAAAGUGAAACUAAUCUUUAAAAUUGUUAAUA
Messenger RNA from Pseudomyrmex gracilis, 1781 nucleotides. Its product is annotated as facilitated trehalose transporter Tret1-2 homolog. Gene Ontology annotation, biological process: carbohydrate transport; transmembrane transport. The record is from RefSeq and is a predicted model, not a curated record. Bases 30 to 1442 code for a protein of 470 amino acids. Gene Ontology annotation, molecular function: sugar transmembrane transporter activity. Gene Ontology annotation, cellular component: membrane. NCBI's taxonomy places the organism in Eukaryota, Metazoa, Arthropoda, Insecta, Hymenoptera, Formicidae. The transcript has 6 exons.